Messenger RNA from Ceratitis capitata (Mediterranean fruit fly), 4217 nucleotides. It is a transcript of the gene Vps15, whose product is annotated as phosphoinositide 3-kinase regulatory subunit 4. The transcript is spliced from 15 exons. Bases 165 to 4208 code for a protein of 1347 amino acids. Lineage: Eukaryota; Metazoa; Arthropoda; Insecta; Diptera; Tephritidae. Gene Ontology annotation, molecular function: protein binding; ATP binding; protein serine/threonine kinase activity. The record is from RefSeq and is a predicted model, not a curated record. Gene Ontology annotation, cellular component: phosphatidylinositol 3-kinase complex, class III, type II; nucleus-vacuole junction; phosphatidylinositol 3-kinase complex, class III, type I. Gene Ontology annotation, biological process: protein targeting to vacuole; late endosome to vacuole transport; macroautophagy.
GUUUAGCAGGUAAACAUUUUUUUCACAACUUUGUACUAAUUCAGUCGCAGAAAAGAUUUUGUUAACAGCAAUUGCAAAAUAAAUAGUUGAAAAAACGAAAUAUUUAAAAGUAUUGGAAAAUAAACAAAUUCUGCAUCAAAGUAAUUGUAAUAAACAACAGCAAAAUGGGUAACCAGCUGGUGGGCAUUGCACCAUCUCAAAUUUACCCUAUGGAGCAUUAUUUUUCAGGCACCGAGAUUGUAUUCGAAUCAAAUAUGGGCAGUACACGAUUUUUCAAAGUGGCCAAAGCUAAAUCAGAGGAGGGUUUAAUUGUUGUAAAAGUGUUUGUAAGACACGAUCCAACGUUACCGUUAGAAUGUCACAAAGAACGCCUGGAAUAUAUUAAAAAGGCACUCGCGAAUGCAGUUAAUUGUCUGCCAUUUCAAAGAGUUGAUUUAACUGAUAAGGCUGCAUACAUUAUGCGUGAAUUUGUGAAGCAUAAUUUGUACGAUCGUUUAUCUACACGACCUUUUUUAACGACGCUCGAGAAGAAGUGGAUAACUUUUCAAAUUUUAUGCGCUUUAAAUCAAUGUCACAAGCAAAAAAUUUGCCAUGGCGAUAUUAAGCUGGAGAAUAUUUUGAUAAAUUCGUGGAACUGGGUAUUACUUUCGGAUUUUGCUUCAUUUAAGCCAACAUAUCUUCCUGAUGACAAUCCCGCAGAUUAUACAUAUUUCUUUGAUACAAGCAGACGUCGGACUUGUUACAUAGCGCCUGAACGUUUCGUAAAAUCCUCCACAUCUGACGAUGCUGUGGAAGAUCAUGUCACCGUACGACCCACAGACUCACUUGCACGGUUAGGUCCUUUUAUUUCAGAUAAUACACUGACACCAGCAAUGGACAUAUUUUCUGCAGGUUGUACAAUAUUGGAGUUAUGGAACGACGGUACAGCUCCUUUUGAACUUUCGCAGUUACUCUCAUAUCGUGGCGGUGAUACUGAGAUUGUAAAUAAGCAUUUGGAUAAUAUUGAGAAUGAUAACCUACGCUCCCUACUCGCCUCUAUGAUUAACUUACACCCAAAAAAUAGAAAAAGUGCUGAAGAUUAUUUAGACCAAGAGCGUGGCCGCUUAUUCCCAGAGUACUUUUACUCCUUUUUACAAUCUUACCUGCAAAUGUUUUCGUCCUUACCAAUAAUGACGCCAGAUGAUAAGAUUUUACGUUUACAUUCCGAUAUUGGGCACUGCAUAAAAGUACUUACGAAUGAUCCAAAUUUAACACCAGACGAAGAUGAGGAGGUGGAGGCCGAACAGGCUGAAACUAAGCAGGUGUCCUGUGAACGUUUGCCUCCUGAUCAAGAUGGUUUAAUUUUGAUAAUCACUGUUGUUACCUCUUCCAUACGGGGAUUGAGACAAACAAAUACAAAAAUUUGUUCACUUGAAAUACUGCAUAGAAUAUGCAAGUAUACAACUUCAGAUACGAUUUUAGAUCGUAUAUUACCUUAUAUACUCUACUUAGCUCAUAACUCGACAGCGAAAGUUCAGGUCCAAUCUAUUGAAACCCUAACCGCUUGUCUCAACAUGGUUAAACAUGUACCACUUAGUGAUGCAAAUAUUUUCCCUGAAUAUAUUUUGCCAGCAAUAGCGAAAUUGUCUUGCGAACCAAGCGCUGUGAUUGUACGAAUGGCGUUCGCCCGUAAUGUUGCUAAAAUAGCCAAAAUCGCCAUAUACUUUUUGGAAGAAACCCAGCGUAAUGCGCCACAUGAUAUGCCAGCGCGCAGAUAUGAUACUGAAGUAAACGUAUUGCAUGAAUUUCUCCAACGCAACGUAUUGAGCUUACUCACUGACUCGAGACCAAUUGUCAAGCAAACCCUUAUGGAGUCGAGCAUUUGUGAUCUUUGUGGCUUCUUUGGCAAAGAGAAAGCUAAUGACAUAAUACUGUCCCACAUAAUGACCUUCCUUAAUGAUGAGGAUAAAAAUUUGCGUGGCUCAUUUUUCGACAAUAUUGCUGGAGUUGCUGGCUAUGUCGGUUGGCAAGCCUCCGAUAUACUUGUUCCUCUCCUACUCCAGGGUUUUACCGAUCGUGAAGAAUUCGUGAUUAGUAAAGCUAUCCGUGCGAUUACCACCCUCAUCGAACUGGGUCAUAUAAAAAAGCCAGCUAUCACAGAUAUAAUUAAAGAAACAGCUUGUUAUUUGUGUCACCCGAAUCUGUGGAUACGUCAUGAAAUUUGUGGCAUGAUAUCAACAGCGGCACGCAUAUUGAACGCCAUUGAUGUGCAAGUUAAGAUAAUGCCGUCGAUUAAGGCCUUUCUUAAGAUGCAACUUAUUCAAGUAGAGAAACCGUAUUUACUCCUAGACUGCUUACUGCCACCAAUACCUCAACAAAUAUAUGACAGCGUGUUAAGAUUUCAAGACACUAAUUCCUUUAUAACUGAGCUGGAGAAUCGUGCGGCCGCACGCAGUAUCGGUAGGCCAGUUUUGCCAACGCAACAUGAUGAAUCCAACCAAGCGCUGCGGAAUCUUUUCUGUCGCCUUUCCUCAGAGGGUCUUAAUGAAAUUGUCGAAAUGCAGCUACUCGCAUUUAAACCCUACAUAUUCAAACUGAAGCAUAAAGCUCAUCAGGAUAUUGAAGAGCCCACCACAUCCGGUAAUGGACGCAUAGUAAUCACCCGCAAAGAUGUGCUCUGUCACGAGUUUCCACUCUCUGAGAAGUUACCCAGAUCACCACAAGAAUCACGCGCAACUGAUGGCAUACUGCCCGCAACUGCGUCUCCUGCGUCGGAUGCAGCUGUUUCGUCGCUCGUUGUGAGCGGCACAGCUGGUAGCCCACCCACUGGUAUUACCUUGGUAGUAGGCGGUGCUGCUCAACAGACAACAACUGUAAGCGCCGCCACUUCGCUGGGAGAAUAUACAAUGCCGGAACGCAACUAUUGGCAGGAACGUUCCGCGGAGUGUCGUAAAGACUUGGAGGCACUUCGUGUAACACUUAAGAAUCGUUACAGCAUGUUGGCCUAUUCACAGCAAAGCCAUACGGAGCGCCUAAACACAGCUUACCCACAGGGUUGGUCUAUGAAUGGCACUAUGAUAGCGCAUCUGCAUGAACAUUCCGAAUCCGUGAGUAAGAUGGCAUCGUUAAGACCGUAUGGUCCGAUCUUCGCAAGUGGUAGCGUAGACGGCACCGUACGUUUGUGGGAUUGCAACAAAUUGAAUGGCAGUCAAGCCAUCAACAAGUCACGUCAGGUUUACUCGGCUAAUACGCCAAUUUACUCGCUAGUCGCCUGCGAUGGCGGACAAUCUUUGGCUGUUGGCGGCAAGGAUGGCAGCCUAUUGAUUAUGCGCAUUGACCGAAAUUCAUCGAAAAUGACACUACAGCAAGCGUUGCAUUUAGAUGAGUGUGAGAAUAGCGAUGGUCCAGUCGUAGAUAUGCAAUCGUACGAUCAGAGUGUCAUUAUUUACGCCACGGUUUAUGGCGCAAUUGUUGGUUGGGAUACACGUGUGCAAAAGCCUGUUUGGCGUUUGGAAAAUGAACUUCAGCAUGGUGUUAUAACUACUAUAUGCGUUGAUUCAGCAGGCUCGUGGUUGGCCACCGGCACUAGCGGCGGCAAACACAUUUGCUGGGAUCUACGUUUUCGUCUGCCAAUCGCUGAAAUUAAACAUCCAAGUGGUUCGCGUAUACGCAAAGUAGCCUGUCAUCCGACAGAACCUUCGUACCUGAUAUCAGCUUAUCAAGCAAAUAAUGAAGUCUCGUUGUGGAACAUCGAAACGGGUCAUCGCCAAACAGUAUUAUGGGCUAGUCAGACACCGCUACUAUCGAACACUCAAACGAGUGAAACAGCAACCUCUUGCGGCAUUUUGAGUGGCAUAGUUAACAAUUCCCCAUUCCUUUUAACUGGCAGCUCAGAUCAACGUAUACGUUAUUGGGAUUUGAAUGAACCUAAAAACUCGGCGCUGAAAGUGCCAGCUAUAAAGGAUAACCUUGAUGACAUCUCUUUUACCUAUGACUCACAGAUCAUUGAUGGCAGUCAAGUAAUAUUUGAACAAAAGAUGAAAUUAAAUAACACAUCAGAUAUUAAUUCGCCAAGUUGUUCAAUGGAGGAGAAUCCUCGUUCCGGUCCAGAUAUGCCGUCAACAAGUCAUCAUGAUGCUAUAACGGACUUAUUAAUGUGCAAAAGUGAUAAGGGUCAAAUAUAUAUUGCAUCUGCAGCACGUGAUGGAGUUAUCAAAUUGUGGAAGUAGAAAAAAAUA